This is a messenger RNA of Purpureocillium takamizusanense, 768 nucleotides long. RefSeq lists its product as uncharacterized. The record is from RefSeq and is a predicted model, not a curated record. The transcript has 4 exons. Bases 1 to 768 code for a protein of 255 amino acids. NCBI's taxonomy places the organism in Eukaryota, Fungi, Ascomycota, Sordariomycetes, Hypocreales, Ophiocordycipitaceae.
AUGGCAACCGCGGCCGUGACUAUGACCAGCACCAACGACGAUCUAGCCCACAUGAAGAACCCUGAUGUUGUCGAAGGGGAUCCCGAGUUUGACGGGAGGGUUAUAAUCUACGUCAUCAAAGCCGACGAGACUUCGUACAUCAACUACAUCAAGCCACUCAUUCUGGCGCGAGAACUGAACGCCCCGCACCUUCUGGCCAUCAUUGACACGCACAGCCAGUGGUACUAUUCCAUCCACCCUGAGCGUUACGUGCCGGCCAUCCGCGACAGGGACCCGGUCACCGGGGAAGACGCCGUCGUUUUUGAAGGCACGGCAUGUAUCCAGUACCUUGCCGACCGGUUCGACAAGGAUGGCGAUUGGACUGGCCGGACGGCAGCUGAAAAGGCGGCCGUCAUGUCCUGGACCGAGUACCAGACCGCCGGGAUAGGCGCCACCGCCAAGUACUGGCUCUAUUUUCUGCGCGGAUACCCCACCAGAGCAAACCCAGUCCAGCUGCCUCGCACCAUUGAGAAGCUUCACUCCAACACCCUGAAGCAAUGGGACGUGUUGGAGCAGCAGCUGUCAAAGCCCGGGCAGGAUUAUGUUGCGGUGGGCCACCGCCCGACGCUGGCCGACCUGGCCUACUACCCAUUCGCCAUGCCGUGGAUGUUCAAGUUCCUCAGCGUGGACAUCAAGGACUGGCCGCACAUUGAGCAGUGGGCCGCGAGGAUGUCGGCGCGGCCGGCGUUCAAGGCCGUGCUGGAGUCCGCACCAACCAUUGGGCACUGA